This is a messenger RNA of Labeo rohita (rohu), 2028 nucleotides long. RefSeq names its product endonuclease V-like. Gene Ontology annotation, cellular component: cytoplasm; nucleolus. Gene Ontology annotation, molecular function: RNA endonuclease activity producing 5'-phosphomonoesters, hydrolytic mechanism; single-stranded RNA binding. Lineage: Eukaryota; Metazoa; Chordata; Actinopteri; Cypriniformes; Cyprinidae. The transcript has 9 exons. The coding region runs from base 42 to 1004 and encodes 320 amino acids. The record is from RefSeq and is a predicted model, not a curated record. Gene Ontology annotation, biological process: DNA repair.
UAAAAAACAAGUUUCUUUUUAAUUCAGCUCAUGUUCGCUAGAUGUCAGUAAAGAGAUUUCGGUUAUCAAGAAGUUUUCACCGCCCACGGACAAUUACGUCAAAAUCUAGGAAGUGUGGAAUGUAUACACGGACGUGUUGGAUGUCGGCUCCUGAGGCAGAGUUGGUGUUGAAAUGGGAAAGGGAGCAGGCACGUCUAAGAGAAAGUGUGAAGGAGGAGGACACCGAAGAUUGGCAGAGGAGUCCAGACUUCAGCGGGCUGGAGAGAGUGGGAGGAGUAGAUCUUUCAUUCAUUAAAGGCGAUGACAUCAAUGCCUGUGCUCAUCUGGUGGUGCUCACAUACCCUCAUAUGAAGGUUCUGUAUGAAGAUUGUAAGAUGGUGACUCUUAAUGCCCCUUAUGUGGCUGGUUUCCUGGGCUUCAGAGAAGUCCCACCUCUGCUACAGGCCCUGAAGAAACUGAAGAACAUACAGCCAAAUCUAAUGCCACAGGUGCUAUUUGUGGAUGGGAAUGGCCUAUUCCACCAUCGGGAGUUCGGUUUGGCCUGUCAUCUUGGUGUUCUGUCAGAUCUGCCCUGUGUGGGUGUGGCCAAGAACCUUCUACAUGUUGAGGGAGUGGUGAGAAGUGAGGAGCACCAGUCGCAGAUCAAUGCUCUACAGAAGAGUGGGGAUAGUUUUCCAAUGGCUACAGCCUCAGGGAGAGUUCUUGGGAAGGCUCUCCGCAGUUCCCAAAGCAGCAUCAAACCUGUGUAUGUUUCUGUGGGUCACCGAAUCACUUUGGAUACAGCAGUCAGACUCACACACACCUGCUGUCUCUACAGAGUACCUGAACCAAUACGACAGAAACCAGGAGACGUUUUGGAUAUCUUGAAGCAGAAGUUUCUCUUUAUUCAGAUACUCGCUGCUUGGCACUGCAGUCAUCAAAGUCGUCUUCUAUGGAUGUCUGAGGCGGAUAUCCGUUCAAGAGAAUACCUGCGCUGCCGUGACCUGGCUUCUGACAUUAAAUGAACAAAUGGGGUGAGAGGAAAGAAUGCUGUGAUGCUUAAAUGUAUAAACACUGGCAAUUUUUCAUUUAAACAGUUAUUCUUGAAUCCAAGAUUUUUUUUCUUGUACUAUGGUGUCUGAAAACAAAAAGGGCCAUGCUACUCAGCUUCAUGUUCUACUGUCACCAGGAUCUGAUAUAAAUAAGACAUUUAGAACAGCACACUUUCCCAAGUAGAUCUAUCAAGUGUAUUUCAGGUACAUUCUAAAAUAAUAAUAAUAAUAAUAAUAAUUUAAAAAAAAAAGUUUCAGAAGUUUUGUUAAUACAUUUUUCCCCUUGAUAUUUGUAAUCACCUGGAUUCUUCUUGGUUUUUCUGAAUUUAUUUAUUCAAUUCUUUCCUAUUUUAAUUGGAUGGAACUUUUUACAUUGUAAAUUUCUACUGCAAAUAAAUAAAGAUAUAAAUAUCUUUAGUUGAGCUUUGUUUUUUUCCUCCUCCCAUCUCUGUGCAUAUACCUAAUUAUGUUGUGUUUAUAUUAAAAGUGUCUGUCAUUUUUUUAUAUUUUAGUUGCGUUUAGCAGAGUUUUAAUCUGAUGAACCACAUCAGUUCCAUAAAAAAGUUCUUUUAACUCUUGGGGCUUAGUUUGAAAAAUUUUCAGUUUUUAGCUUGAUGAAUUUUGUAAUGAUCUGGAAAGAAAUUUUAUUACAAAACGUAUAUUUGUGCUUGGCAAGCAUUGCACUUUUAACAGCAUUUAAGGGCAUAAUGUCUGUCAAAUGACACUACUGGUACAAGUAAAUGAGGUGAAUGAAUUUACAUAGGCUGAAACAAAAAGGAGGGGGAGGAUAUUUGCACUGAUCCACAUUCUCAAACAAACAAAUAACACAGCCUCUGCCCUGUCUGGCCCUCUCAUCUAUUGCAUCACUAAAGUGCUUUCAUAAUAUAGGCCAUGAAGGUAUAUGAAUACACCCAGAUUUUGUAUGUAUGUAUGUUGUUUCGACCAUUCCAGCCCUGCCUAUGUCUAUGUCUAAAUUCAUAUAAAGCCUAUGUCUAAA